Molecule: messenger RNA, 3073 nt
Organism: Hypanus sabinus (Atlantic stingray)
Lineage: Eukaryota; Metazoa; Chordata; Chondrichthyes; Myliobatiformes; Dasyatidae
Gene: dctd
Product: dCMP deaminase
Exons: 7
Coding region: 51-725 (224 amino acids)
Biological process (GO): dUMP biosynthetic process; dTMP biosynthetic process
Cellular component (GO): cytoplasm
Molecular function (GO): zinc ion binding; dCMP deaminase activity
Source: RefSeq, a predicted model, not a curated record
AAGUGAGUGAGUCAAGUGUGUGUGGACGGGCGACUGGGGAUAGUUUUGUGAUGCUCGGGUCGGGCGCCGCCGAGCAGGAGAUGCCCCAUCAAAACGAUGUAGACAGAGGUGAUGCAGCAAAAUGCAGAAAACGAGAAGAUUAUCUUGAGUGGUCAGAAUAUUUUAUGGCAGUGGCUUUUCUAUCAGCCCAGAGGAGCAAAGACCCAAACUCCCAGGUUGGUGCUUGCAUUGUCAAUUCAGAAAACAAGAUCGUUGGCAUAGGAUACAAUGGAAUGCCAAAUAGAUGCAGUGAUGAUUCUUUACCUUGGGCAAGAACUGCUAAAAAUAAACUGGACACAAAAUAUAUGUAUGUUUGUCAUGCGGAAUUAAAUGCAAUUCUGAACAAAAAUGCUAGUGACGUUAAAGGAUGCACGAUGUAUGUGGCCUUAUUCCCUUGUAAUGAAUGUGCUAAACUCAUCAUCCAGUCAGGCAUCAGCAAAGUUACUUACAUGUCAGACAAGUACCAGGAUUUGCCAGAAAUGAAGGCCUCCAGACUCAUGUUGAACAUGGCUGGUGUAGAAUGCAGCUCCAGGCUCGGGAACCGUUCCCAAGUGCGAGCCAGUGUCAGACUGCUUUCGAGUGCGCUCUCCAUCCGCGGCAGGUUGAUGUGGAGGAACAAAAACUCAAAACCCCAAAACCCAAUAAUUAAACCGCUGCGUUGCUUGCCAAUUUACUCCAAAGAAUAAAACAAUUACCAUUGAUUUUGAUGCAAUAAACAAAAGUGGAAGUUGUUUGCAGUCAAGCAAAUCUACCUCACCAACAUCAUCAUGAAAGUGCUACUUAUUCAUCAUGGAGAACCUUACUUGUUACUUCAUAUUUUUUUAUUAGUAGCUAUUCUUUAGUAGAAACCUGAUGUCAGAAUCAGGUUUAAUGUCACCGGUAUAUGUCACCCUGUAUUCUAAUGGUACAGUUGAACCUUACUGUUGUAUGUCAUGUGGUUUCUUUUCCAAUUAAUACUUGAUCUGCUGUUGAGCCUGAGUUUGACUGGCUUUAAAAAAACAGAUUCUUUAUAAAUAUGACCACUCUCUCUUACCCCCUCCACCCAAGUCGAAAAUGAGAACUUUCCCAGAGUUUCUACAUGACUGGCCCAAAAACCUGGCACCAUAGCCACUGAAUUUUGGUAGUGAGGCUCAUCAGAAGUUUUAAUCUCACCUGCUGGUUGCAUAAAACCAUUACUUUCUAACUGCUGCUAUCUUUUGCACUUUUUAAUUUUCUCAUGGGGUGUGCUUUACUGGUUUUAUUGUUCAAUCUUAAUUGAUGAGUUGCCCACUUGCUCAUUCUUACUGGUGAAGGUACCUAUCAGUAUAAGCAGUUCUAGGAUUGAUAAAGUAAUAACCUGGUUUCUAACUCUUGAACUAGACAGUUGUAACUGUUGGGGCACCAACUUGGAACAUUUAAACUCUGACCUCUUGAGCCUGGAAUCUUUUGGUCGAAGUUGGUGCUGGAAAUUAGGAGUGAAGUUUUGAAUCUUCCAUAAUCUCUUUGGUGAAGUUCCCUGAAUAAAUUCUGGGGCUAGUGAGCUGGUCAUCACGAGUAUUGUGGCCUCCAUUAAAAAUGUAAUGCUGAAAAUGCUUUGCAGCAAAUGAAAGUAGCUACAUUUCAGGUUUUCCGUAUCUACAGUUUCUAACUUACAGGAAUUGUGUACAGCCAACUUGGUUUUAUAGUAAUUAAAGAACAUGAACAGAAAUUGUGAUUAUGAUGUAUUCUUGGUUUUUCUGUCUUCUGUUUUUUUGUGAACCUUCAACAUUAUCAAAGAGGCUGCCCAUAUUCAUGACGAUACUGAGUUCUAAUAUUAACAGGUAUCGUAGGAUUGUACACUGCUAGAGGAAGCCUUUUUGCUCACUAUUAGUAGAUAUUGAAGAACUGCUCUUAACCCCUUGCUGUUCAGCAUUGCAAGUUUUUUGCCCUUGUAUUUGAAAAAUGCAUUAUAGUCUGCUUCCACUGUCUUUACAUAGUGCAUUACUGAUUUAUAAUACAUGUACGUAUAGUUGUAAUGUGAACAAGGUCAUCAGAGAGGCACUGAAGCUACCAGAUACGGAAGUGUUUUAUUCGAGAAAGUGAGACACUUGAAGGAGGAUACCUCCUGACCCAAUGUUAUGUAACAUUUAUGACAUUUUUAUAUGCUAAAGAUCAAAGGUAACAGCAGAACAAUUCUAUAGUUACAAUGUAUAUACAAUUCUUCCUUUGACUUACACACACCUUUGCAACAGCAGACACCCAAAAUGAAUGUUAAUCAGCAUUGUCUGGUUUGCAAUCAACUCCAAUGCACAGCUCCAGGAAAUCUGUUGUUCAGGACUGCAUCUUAAAUUCAAUCUACAAUUAUGUUCAGGUCUGAAGAUUGAAUGCUGGUGAAGUAAAUAUUUGUUAUAUACCCUAACUCCAGAAUAUGCCUUAACAAAAUACUUCCAAACUCAUGGAUAUAAGUGCUGAUUAUAAAUUCAUAUCCUCUCAAUAUUGACCCUCCUGUUAUUGGAACAAAAUCUUAUGCCCAUAAUCCAGGAUUCAGGGGAGCUGCCUUCAAUAUGAUAUGAAAGGUCAUCUAAGUAAUUGCACCAGAGUUUAGAAAGUUUAAUGUGUAUCUUAAUAUCUAUGAAUAUUCCAAGUAAUUUUAAAGUGGUGUAUCUGUUGCUUAUUGGUGAUUUUUUUUAUGUCUCGGAGUCUGAUGUUGAAUAUGACCUUCACUCGUAUGUAUUUGAUGUAGUCCAUUAUGAAUGGAGUGGUAUUUAAAGAGAAUGUUGUCUUAAAGAUCAGAUUAUUUUCCCAGUAACUUGAUCGAUAUUUUUUGUAACAUUACACUCAUUUGACAUUGCUGUCUGUGGGGUCUUGUCAUGUGAAGUUGACAGUUGCCAUGCUUCAAAAUUAAACUAUUGGAGAGAAGAUGUCAUGUUCUCAUGCAGGUUCUUUAUAUUUCCAAGGAAUUGUUAUUUGUGCGACUGUCAGUGUAAACAAAAGCACUACUUGGCACAUAGUUUCAUUUGACCAGUUUUGUUGACUGUUAUCCCCAGACUGUCUAAUUCCACUAUUAAAGUUCUAA